This is a messenger RNA of Nothobranchius furzeri (turquoise killifish), 1216 nucleotides long. The record is from RefSeq and is a predicted model, not a curated record. Lineage: Eukaryota; Metazoa; Chordata; Actinopteri; Cyprinodontiformes; Nothobranchiidae.
CAUCACGUGGUUUUGUUUACAAGGAAGAGGCGCCAGUGAUGGACGAUGUGGCGACUGUGCACGUCAGUCUAGAAUAAUUAGGUCUAGCACGUGUGUAAAUCAGAUUGGUAGUUUUUAAAUCAACCUAAAAGCAGCAGCUAUGCGGUCUUUGAACUUUGUUCAUCGGGUCGGUUUGGAUUUUACAGGAACGAUGUUUCCACACGCGAUCUGUUUGGGAGACGCAGACAACGACUCGCUGAAUGAGCUGAUCGUUGGAGACACGAGUGGAAAGCUGCUGGUUUACAAGAAUGAUGAUUCCAAACCCUGGAUCACCAGAACCUGUGUGGGAAUGCUGACGUGUGUUGCAGUCGGAGAUGUUUGCAACAAAGGGAAGAACCUUGUCGUUGCUGUGGGAGCAGAAGGCUGGUUUCACCUUUUUGAUCUGACAGCUGCAAACCCAAACAAGUCAGAUUCUUCCAGCCAACAUGAGUUCCUGUCAUCUGAUGAUCAGAGGCCUUUCUUCACCCAACACAUUCCUGCCAACACCAAAGUCAUCCUCAUUAGCGACAUCGAUGGAGAUGGGCGCUGUGAGCUGGUGGUGGGCUACACAGACCGGUUGGUGCGAGCUUUCCGUUGGGAGGAACCGUCUGACAGCUCAGAGGGGGGGUCGGGUCAGCUGGUUCUGCUCAAGAAGUGGCUUCUUGAGGGACAGGUCGACAGUCUUUCUGUGAAUCCAGGUCCUGAAGGUAUACCUGAGCUGAUGGUGUCCCAGCCGGGAUGCGGCUACGCUAUCCUGCUCUGCACCUGGAGGCAGCAAGACUCCACUGAGUCUGAGGAGGAUGACCCUGCCACACCGGGAUGUGAAGGGCCCUCCAGAGAUGUAGUUCUCCACCUAACCACCGGGCGGAUACACAACAAAAAUGUUUCCACUCAUCUCAUUGGCAGCAUAAGCAAAGGUAGAAAUCAGAGGAAACUUUUACUGAUUAGUUUUGUGGAUCUUUGUUACUGGUCUUAACCCAUUCACUGCCAGCUGUUUCCUGAUCAGAAAAGCCAGUCACUGCCAGCAUUUUUCAGCGUUUUUACUGAUUUUUAAGAGUCACAGAACGUUGUGUGCAAUGAUGUUUAUGUUUAUGUAUUUAGCAGACGCUUUUGUCCAAAGCGACUUACAAGUGAUAAUCGGCAUGUUGCCCUUGAGGCUAACAACAACAAUAACAACAACUUGGCAUCAAUCAUGGAG